This is a messenger RNA of Cryptomeria japonica (Japanese cedar), 4275 nucleotides long. RefSeq lists its product as uncharacterized. The coding region runs from base 1876 to 3744 and encodes 622 amino acids. The transcript is spliced from 4 exons. The record is from RefSeq and is a predicted model, not a curated record. NCBI's taxonomy places the organism in Eukaryota, Viridiplantae, Streptophyta, Pinopsida, Cupressales, Cupressaceae.
UGUAUCUUAAUAAUUACAACCAUGAUAUAGCCCUUCAUAUUUUAAUAUAGCCCUUGCCAGUUAGUGCUGUUCCCCUCUAUAUAAAUCCCGUAGCCUGGCGAAGGUUUUCUUUUCACUUUCCUUCCUGAGAGGUCUCGAGGAAAAAAACUGGGCGUGAAACCCUCCAAAGCCACUAGACUUUUUCCCAAUCAAAACAUUCACAAAAUUAUUGACAACAGAUCAAACUCCAUUGCAAAUUUGUACCGGCCAACACAGAACUCGUUUUGUACGGUGCUGUGCGAAUAUCGGCCAAAAGCCAGAGCACAACAUUUUUACUGUUGUUAUCUGGUGCAUGAUAAAGGUCGAUCUUUCCCCAUUUGCAGAUAUUUUUCUUUUGUAGAAACACCCACAAAAAAAAAAAGAGGAAAAGAACAGAAAAGCAAUCAUUUUUCAUUAAGCUUGUGUUUUUCCUAGAUUGUUGCAAUGGAAAAAACAUGACUGAUGAUGAUGCUGCCAUGAAUUUGGAAGUUAGUUAAUCUUAAAUGUUUUUCAAGUCUGAGGAUUUUUUGAUAUUGGGGUUUGAUGGACUUAAAAAACAGUUCAAAUUAGGGAUGUUAUAUUAUCAAUGAGUGUAUGGCAGGGAACGGUAAAGCUCCCCAUGUGUCUGUUGUUAUUCUCCGGAGAAGGUCAAUUUUGCUACGGCUUUUGCUUUUUCUGGCUGCUCUUCUUGGUUGCUGUCUUCGGAACUGAUAAUGCGAAAAGUGGUGAAUUUUUUGAUCACUAGGGUUUUCAAAACUCAAAUUUGCACGUUGGAGUUAAUUUCAGGGGAAUUUUAAGAUCAGUUGGAGAAAACCCACUUGAGGUCACUAUUUUCAAACAUUAGUUUUCUUGCCAAAUAUUUUGCGGUCAAGGGUGCUGUGGACGAGACAUUAUUUGCACAGUUUUGGUCAGUGGAGGGUUGGAUUGGUUCGCUCUAGUCUUGAUAGACUUUUCCAUGGCUGCAUUGUGAUUAUGGGGGAAGAUUUCUUGUUUGAGCUCUAGUACUCAGAGUUUGAAUUCACUGCCAUUGUAUGGUUUGCCUCAUGUUGCUACCUUGCCAUUAGAUCAUAUAUACCGAGGAUUUUCUUGGAGUUUAAAAGGAAAAGCAUUCUGAAUCAAAUCAUUUAUUAUGCUACUAAAAUUUUGUCUAGGCCUGUGUCAUUUUGAGGAGUUCGGGUAGAAAGACUUGGUGUUUCCAAUCCAGUAAUGGAGUUUAUCAACGGCAGGGUUUUUUGGUUACGUGCAAGACAUUGCAGUGACUAGGUAGAUUGUCCUGACAUGGGAAGGAAAAAUUCAGACCGUAAUUGAAGUAAGCAUUUUGCAAUAAUGCGGUUGAUUUGAGAGUUUGUUUCAACAGAGGGAGGCAGAAUUUAGAUCAGUACAACUUGUCUAGUGACAAUCGAAGUAAGCUCUUUUUUUUGGAGAAUAAGCCAGCAGGCUUCAUUGCAAACAGCUGUCCUCUUCUGCGAGAUCCUCUUUAUAGGGAUUUUGAAUUUCUUGAGUUUAGACUAAGAUAAUGAUGAAAGUUACACUGUGACAAUUAUUACAUAGAAUACUGUCUCGUAACACUUAUUAUUGUGUUUGGAACCAUCCCGAUCUCAAAUAGUCAUAGAAUCUAUUUACCAUUGAAGGAUUGUGCUUCAGCCGUGCUAUUGCAUUGCUUCUACAGAAGGGAUAUUACUGAUAAGUGCCUUUUUAUCACAGGUGAUGUGCUGGAGAUGAAUUCAGUGACAUGGUGCAUGAUUGGGAGCAUAAUUGCAGUUCCUCACCCAAGUUGUGUCAAUACUCUUAUAAUUUAGGUUGUUGGUUGUUGUUGCUGGAAGGUGUUUGUGUUGGCUGGCACACCUGUUCCUUACAAUGUCUCGUUGUUUCCCAUUUCCACCCCCUGGGUAUGAAAAGAAGACCAAAACUGACGAGUUGGAGUUUUCGAUCAAGAAGGAAAAGCACAAGGACAAAAAGAGAAGAAGAGAGAAGGAGGACAAGGAAAAAAAAGAGGACAGAGAAAAAAAAGACAAGGAUAAAAGCAAGGAGAAACGCAAAGAAAAGAAGUCCAAGGAUCACAAAGAUAAGAAUAAAGACAGGGAUAGGGACAAAGAAGGAGAGAAGGACCGAGUCAAGGACAAGAACAUAGAGGACCGAGUCAAGGACAAGAACAUAGAUGAGAAGAAGAUCGGAGAGAAGGACAUAUUGCAGAAGGAUGCCAAUGAGAAGAGAAGUGAUGAAAGGGAUAGGCACAAGGACAAAAAUAUACUUGAAACACAGAUUAGAGAUAAGGACAGGCCAAAGGACAAGAUCCUUGAUGGAAGGACUGGAGAAAAGGAGAGGCCCAAGGACAAGAUUGUUGAUGGAAGGAAUGGAGAAAAGGAUAGGCCGAAGGACAAGAUUGUUGAUGGAAGGAAUGGAGAAAAGGAUAGGCCGAAGGACAAGAUCGUUGAUGGAAGGACUGGAGAAAAGGACAGAGUGAAGGACAAGAGUGUUGAUGGAAGAACUGGGGAAAAGGACAGGCCUAAGGACAGGAUCAGCGAUGAAAAGACAGGAGACAAGGAUAGGCUCAAAGAAAAAGGCAAGGAUGAAGCAAAGGUGGGAGAAAAGGACAGGCCCAAGGAUAAGGAAAGGGAUGAAUCCAAGGUUGCAGAGAAGGAAAGUAACAAGGAUAAGGUCAGAGAUGAGAAGAAAGUCGGUGGAAAAGAAAGAAGCAAGGAUAAGGAAAAAGAUGAAAAGAAGAAAGACAAGGGCAAGGAUAAGGAUAGAAAUGAAAAGAAGAAGAGAGAAAAGGACAGAAACAAAGUUAAGGAGAAGAAUGGAGAAAAAGAGAAACUCAGGAACAGAGAUAAAGAAAAAGAGACAGAAAAAGAGAAGGAAAAACUGAAAGAAAAGGAGAGAGACAAAGAGAAGGAAAGAUUGAAAGAGAAGGAGAGAGACAAAGAGAAGGAAAUACUGAAAGAAAAGGAGAGAGACAAAGACAAGGCCAGUGAAAAGGAUAGCUUUAAGGACAAGGAGAAAGACAGGGAAAAGCAUGUAAACAAGGAGGACAAAGAGCAAGAGAAGGUCAAACAACUGGCACCAGAGAAACUCAAGUUAAGAGGCAAAGACGUUGAGAAGGGUAAGGAGAAGAACACAAUGAAGGAUACCGAAAAUGACAAGAACAAGGAGACAAUUCUUGCAAAGAGGAAAGCUAUUGAUACCAAUGGUGAUCUGCAUGACAAUGACAAAAGGCCCGGUAAGCUUCCCCGAACUGCAGUUUCAAGUGAUACCUACAAAGAGAAUGGCAGAAGAAUCCCAGAAGCAAAGGAGGUUGCCGUUCAGCCUGUACCUGACCGAAGGAGUGGAGCAGCUGACAACACUGGUAUUGAACAACGUGUUGACAGCAGAAAUUGCCCGCCCUCAUUAUACAAUAAAGAUGGGGAAAGUAAUGGCAAAGUAGUCAGUCAGUUGUAUUCAGUUUCUCUGAAGCCUUCAAUUAGUAGUCAUAUGGAGGCUGGUCACAGCAGUCCUAAUAGAAAUAAGCAUGAUAAUGAUUUGCAAGAUCUAAGACAUACUCUCAAUUUUCCUGUUAAGGAAGCUUGGUCAGAUGUUGAUGACCAGGCAUGGCUCUUUGAUACUAGUCUCCAGUUAAAGCCUAAGGCUAUAUCGGAGGCUGACAGAGGAAUUCCUCUGGUAUGGUCAGAGGCAUUGCACUUAAAAUCAGUUGACAUACAUGCAUUGCCAUUUGUCACUCCUUACUGAUAUUAGGCUUUCAUGUCAUCCUCAUUAUGCUGAGUUUUGAAGUAUCCAUCAAAGUUAUGGCAUCAUCAUUUUGGGGUGGGCCUCGUCUCUGUUUUCCCUAUUCAUCUGCAUUUUUGGUGCAUCAUCUUGUUCAAAUGCACUUUUCUUUCAGGUAUCAAUUCUUACCUGUCAUAGUAAAAGCAUACAUGGAAUCAGCAUUUGGAAAACUUGUUCAAGGCAGUUCUCAUUCUUUGCAUAUCUUUUAGGUUUGUAAUUUAAAUAUUCUCUAAGUAGUCUCUUUGCUAAACAUCUUGAAGUUUAUUCUUAACCAGCCAUCCUUAUCAAUGAAGUUCUGUUCAGGUCUAAUUAUCAUUUAAGUCCACUUUAGUCAGCUUAAUUCUUCUGACAUAAAGAGUGUAUUCUAGUCAUCUUAAUCGGUUGUAAGAGCCUCAGGUCAUCAAGCCAGAUACAGGCCACUCAAUUUUGAUCUGUAUUCUAUAGUCGUAAGCAAAAUUGUAAUGAGAUUUCAAGGCGGAGGGUUCGCCAUUCUUU